Messenger RNA from Ostrinia furnacalis (Asian corn borer), 3700 nucleotides. RefSeq names its product multivesicular body subunit 12-like Mvb12 (gene Mvb12). Bases 537 to 1481 code for a protein of 314 amino acids. The record is from RefSeq and is a predicted model, not a curated record. NCBI's taxonomy places the organism in Eukaryota, Metazoa, Arthropoda, Insecta, Lepidoptera, Crambidae. Gene Ontology annotation, biological process: endosome to lysosome transport via multivesicular body sorting pathway; viral budding; regulation of epidermal growth factor receptor signaling pathway. Gene Ontology annotation, cellular component: ESCRT I complex; cytosol. The transcript has 6 exons.
UGUGAAGGUAACGGUAUAGUUUAAAUGUAUGAAGUGUGUCGUGUUUCAUCUCACAAUGGGGUCAUCGUUCGUGAUAAAUCGUCAUCCGUAGGUUCACAAUUGGUCGUAAUUAGUUCGGCUGCACCGAAGGCGCCGUACGCGAGUGUAAUUCAACAACUUAUUGCCAUGGACUACUGCCAAGUCGGUCGCUUCUCGCGUACUCAUUGAGCCGAAUGCACGGCGGCGCCGCUGAAUAUAAUUCUUAUUCGUUUUUCAAUGUUCGAUACAUUUUUUAUUCAUCAGUCGCCGUGUGCUUAUCGUGAGGCAUCUAUUUGUGUUGGAUGAUGUGUCUGUGUUAACAGUGAUAAAUGUAUUCUUGUUUAUGAAAAUAUUCUAAAAAUAGUUGGAGGAAUAACUUCUGUGUGUACCAACACAACUUUUAAAUAAGGUGACAUCAUAUUUACUACUGUGCUAACAUAGACUGAUAGAAGAUUAGAAGCUGCAUGCUGAAGAAAUCAAGACUGAUAGGAACUGAAUGAUGUCCUAAGAUCGCGAGGAUGUCGAAGGUGCUAAGGAAGUUGGGCGACGCGCUGCCGGACGAGCGGCCGCUGCUGUCUCUGCAGAUCGUGGAAAGCGUGGCCAAGUGCCCGGCCGGGUACAAGCCCGUCAGCCGCACGUAUGACGAGGACGCCGACGCGGGCCUGCUCCGGCAAACUGGCCUCUUCGGGAAGAAGCCCAGCCACUACAUCUGCUUGUCCAAGUCCGAAGGCGUGCCCGGCUACGUGAUGGACGGCGUGGUGGUAGUAGGCGAGCGCGAGCCGGCGCCGGCCGGUUUCAGCGUGGCGGGCCGCGCGGGCAAGCGGCGCCUGUGCACGCGCGUGUCGCGGCCCGCCGCGCCGCACCGCGCGCCCGCCGUCACCGACGUCAUCGUCUGCUCACGCAUGCGCAGCGCGCCGCAGGGGUUCAUACUGGCCGGCGAGAUCAACGGCAAGAUGGUUUGCUACAAGGUGAGCGGCGGCAGCGCGGAUGUUUCCCCGGUCCACAAUGAAUACGAGAACCUUGUCACGCAUCUCACGCCUGAGGCCAAUAGGAGACUACGGCCAGCGCCAGAAAGGCCGCCGAAGCUCUCCCCACUAAUCUCCGACCUCAACAACUUAAACCUGAAAUCGCCAACCCACCCACACAUCGAGGAGUUCACGACAGACCACGACUACGAGGCUUUAAGCCCCUCGUACGUGAAGCCUGCGCGCGCGGCACCGCGACCGCCCGUGUCUCCCGCCGCGCCGCCAAGGGUCAAGGGACCGGCGCCGCUGCCAAGAAAUAAUAACUACCAGACGCUGGGCGGAUAUAGUGGGCUGGAGGGAGUGCCUUUCUUGCUCAAUCCUAAGCUGAGGGGACUGCCGGAUGAUGCGCUGACACAGCUGCCAUCGGUAAAGCGGCGCACGCGCUUCGAGCUGGAUCGCGAGUAUUCUUACAACUUCGCCACCGAGCGGCAGACGUGAGUCGAGGACACAUCCUUAGGUACACGCCCGUAGUACUAACUUUAUACGCAAGGCGGGGCAUGGGCUGGGCAUACUAAAGUAUAUUCAAUUUUAUGUAUGUAUAAAUAAGGACGUGAUUGAUUUGAAACUGUGCCCUCGUCUUAUGAAAUGUGCACUAGCAACUCAUUACGCACAUUUAUGUAAUUUAUUAAUUGAUAGUUCGUACUACGGGCGGUUAGACUGUUAUUAAUUCAAAUUCUACUAAACCUCAGCUUGAAAUUACUCCUCUUAUAGGAGGUUUCGUAAAACCCUGCAAUUCCUGCAAUCGACUAUUACAUUGUAAAGUGUUGAAGUAUUAAAUUAACAAUAGACAAAGUUAAACAUAAUAGAAACAAUAUACAAUAGGCAAUAGUAGCGGUUGAGUGGGUCUCGCUUUGGGUAUCCUGUGCGGGAUUCACUGAUUGUUGGAUUAGAGAAUAUGAGUGUAGAACAGUCGAAUUCAUGACUGAUAAAUCUAUCUAUUAAUAGAUUAUAUUGUUGGUAUCAUACCACGACAUUGAUAAACAUAAAUCUCAUUGUGUUCAUGUAACUGAAAAGCUUUUAUUUAAUCGUGAAUUCUUCAUUUAUUGACUGCAUAUUUAUUAUUAUUAUAUUCAUAGAGAUUAAAGCUGUUACUGUCUGAUUUUGAUAAGAAUGGAGAUUACUUUUUGUAACUAAACAGACUAACCUUUCUACUUAGAUCUAAGUUCGAGUCUCUGCAAAAUACGUAGACUUCAGAAUAUCUAUAAAAUAUUUCAGUAUUUUAUGAAUGAGAUUCGAUAUAAUCCUACUGUUCUUAUUUAACGGUUGUGUAUAUACACUUAGGAGUAAGAUUUAAGGAAUUUAAAACCAAGACAAAUGUAAAUUAGAAUUUUAUGAUUUGCCCAUAUUUCCUGUUUGACUGGUUGUGUUGCCACAAUCAUUGCAACCAAUGAACUUUUCCGCUCAUUCCAUUCAGUUGUUACGUUUAUGUAAUAGCAUUGAAUGUCUACAAUUUUUCGAAUGUUGAGAACUUUUGUUGCUCAACCUAACGAUAACACGAAUUUGGCAGGUAACGUAAAAUAGCAAUUUCUAGACAUAUCCCUGUGUAUAGAAAUAGGGUGCGGUGUGUUUAAUGGAGUGGAGGCCUUGGGCGGCGAAGAGACUGAUGUAUGACCGAGCAUCCCUCGCGAAUGCGGGGUGUUAUGUUUCAUAUUGUAAUAAGAAUGUUGUAUUAUAAAAACGAUCGAAUACUUGAUUCGAACACAAAUGGUCUAUUGUUUUAACGCACGUGUGGUACUAAUGAGUACAUUGCACGUAGACACUUGUAGAAAUCUCCCUUUUCCUUAUUAAGCGGAUGAGUAAUGUUAUAAAUAAAAAUAUGUGUCAUAUUUGAUAGUUUCCUGCUCUGUUUAGCUGGUUUGGGUGAUGUUACGGCUCACCUUUGUUUACAUUAUAAAUGGGCGCGACUUUACACGAGCUCAGUGUGCCAACUCUCAGUACAAUGUUCCGUUACCGGGCAGAAGCCAGCCAAAUUGACUAGUCAACGUUAGAGUCACGUUUUACACGCGACUAAUGUUACUGCAUUUUAAUUAUUGAUGAUCUGUUAGCUCAAUGGGAUGUAUACUAAAUUCUUUAAUUUUUGUAAACUAACCAUUUUAAUGGAAUUGCCAUUAUUAGGACCAAUUCAUUUAUUGUAUGAUUUUAUCCAGUUUGAAUUAAUUUUAGUUAAUUUAUUGUGUAUUAUGUAAUUUUUUUCGAAUGUUCAUGUUCUGUAAGAAUUUUGUCUGCGGUGUGUUCACCACGAAUUGUAGCGUAUUGCCACUCUUUGUCAAUUUAUUGUACAUAUCUAGUAAUUAUGUUAGAAUUUAUGCGACUGUUUCUUAUCGUUAAGGUAUGAAGGCACGACAUCUCGAUUGGAAAUGUCUUAUUGGAAAUCUAUGUUAUACUUUAACAAGUUGUCGCCCUUCGUAUCAGUCGAUCUGUGCUAGUUAAUGUACUUCCUGGUGGGCAUGCGGUGCUUAAAUGACUUUAGCAGUGCCUUCAUGGCAAUCAGUGAUAUCAGAAUGAUAUUCAGUAAUUAAUUUUGGUUUUUCAACAGGACAUGCGACUAUGUACUGCUUUAUCUCGAAAUAACACUAAUGCCCGCCACUGUUGAAAUAAAUAAUAAAAAACCCGAAAUUGUCACAAAUGCAAUGUUUCAUUAUUAAUAUAUUUAUUGA